AUGACCGUGCAGUAUCCUGGGGUGCAGAGCAUGUGCAAUCUUAUGAAGAACACGGACGAGGGCGCUGGCGAUGCGCCAGUUCGAGAGCUCCCAAUGGCAAGGCAGCAGGUGAUGCAGCAGCUCAGGAACCAGCCGCACCCGUGGCACCUGAUCCACGCCCUGCAGGAGCAGCACCAACAAUUGGUCAAGGGGCAACGUGAGCAGCGCAAGUUCCACCAGAGGCUGCUGCCGGCAGAGGUGGAGGGCUCAGCCUUCCAGCAGGAGGUGAUAGCGAAGACGAGGGUGCAGGUCAGUGAGGCGGGCGCGCAGGGUGGGCAGGACACCAUCCGCACCAUCACGGUCAAUGGCAACUGCUGGAACUCCGUCAAGCAGCUGAUGGAAGACCCGGUUCUGGCAUAG
Molecule: messenger RNA, 399 nt
Organism: Prorocentrum cordatum
Lineage: Eukaryota; Dinophyceae; Prorocentrales; Prorocentraceae
Source: the annotation of a GenBank genome assembly